CAGCGGAUCCAAUCCAUUAUAUUCUCACCCCUUUUCUCCACCCACCUCGUGCCUAUAUAAGCCGUUUUUUUCUCGGAGUUGGGGAUUUUGUCGUAAAAUCUCUCUCUGGUUUUCCGUCGUCGUCUCUGGUUUUUCUUGGAGAUUCGCUCGGCCGAUCGCCGAAACAAGCACUCGGGAGGCCAUCGAAAAAUCGGAAGAACCUUACAAAAAAAAAAAAAAACGGAAGAAAAUUAGUAGCGAAGAGAGCACGGAUAUAGGAGAGCCGCAGCUUGGCUUGCUCUUGAAGACAGGCACGACUUAAGAUGCCUUGUGGCCAUUCAAGGACCAAUAGCAAUGUCGAAAAGGUUGCAGAAAGAAGAAGUCGCACCUUAUUCAAAAGAUCUUUAGAUCAUAGCAAGUACAAGUUUUGUUCAAAGGAAUGCGAAGCACCUGGACAUGCCUCGAGGAAUUGUGAGCAGAGGGGCAUUAUAUUCACACUGGUUGCCCUUGAACUUGAUGCAUACUGGAAACUGGCACCUCUUUUACCAUCCUUGCAAGGGGUUGAUGUAAGAAACCAUUUGAGAUCUGGAGCUCCAUCAGACAUGGAUGGUCUUGGGUCUUCAUCGCCACCACAGGCAAUUAUUUUCCAUCUUGAUCUGCCAAAAGAACAGAAGAUCAAUCUGCUUGAAUGUACGGAUUCUACAAACCCACUUCUAGUGUGCAACUCUUCUAGAGGAGUUGUUUUGGGAGAAUCUAACAACAGGAAGUCCAAGCCUUUCAGUAACUCCUCUGGUACUCGCACUGGGUGCUUGGUGUCGGACCAUUUCUCCGGUUCAGUUUGUGAUAGUUUGAAUGCAGUUGAUUCAGAUUUCUUGGUGAGUGAAAUUCCCAAAGGGGACAAGUCUGUGAAAAGAAAUUCAAGAAAGAAGGGGAAAAAGAAGGGAAAACAGUACAAACGAGCAACACGCAAACAAGUUACUAGUGGAUUAGAAAUUCAAAAUGAACAAAGUGUAUGUAGUCCUGUUUCUGAUACCACAACCAACAGUGAUCUGGUUUGUUUGGGUGAGCGCACUUCAGAACAUAGUGAAUCUGAGAAGGCAACCUUCCCUAGUUUGUCCAUUGAGGAUACUACUGCGGAGAAGGAUGAUAGUGAAAACAAUAAUAUAUACACAGAUUGUCCAACAACUUUAAUGUCAUCCACAUCUUACAGUGAUGAGAUUGAUGAGUCUGACCAAAUAGCUUCUUUGUCCCAGGAAUCUGCUGGCAAGGAAUCCAGCUAUGACAGUGCCACUUCUGUGAAUAAUGCAUCAAACACUGCUCAAACACCAGAAAUAGUUUUAACAAUCUUUGAUGAGAAUAAUAAAAAUGUCAAUCUGAAACAAAAUAGUAAUUUCUCUGACAAUUCUCCCAGCAUUUCCUCGGAUUCUUAUAGUACUCCAAUGCUAGAUUCAUAUCUAAAUGAUUGGAACAGUAAUAUCAGUGAAAACUCCAUUGAUGAUGUUGAAACUUUGUUAUCUGUCAAGGAUGCAAAUGGACUUAGUUCUUCAGGAGGAGGAAUGACUUCAGACUCUAGGAAUUCUGACACUUCAUGUCAUACAGCUAUAAAUUUAUGUGAUAUGAAUACUGAAAUGUUAAGUGAUGGUUGCAUCGGUAACUCUUGUUGGUCAAACGAUGUUGUCAAUAUUUGUAAUGGUACUGAAAGAGCUCAAUGCAGUAGUGAGGCCUGUAGCAGCAAUGACUUCCUUCCUGUAUCAGGAAAGAGAGGUAGGCGCGCUAGAAAAAUGACUGGUGUAAGUCAAAAUGGGCCCAAUAGAUUUCAUGGUCCCACGGGAAAAGAAAAUAAUCAUUCAGUCUGGCAGAAGGUCCAAAAGAUUGACACUGAGGCACCCAUUCAUGAAACAGAGGCCAUAAAAGCUGUAGCUCCUCAGGAUAACACUUCAUCAAAAGGUUCCAAUGCAAGGAUUAGAUCUGGUACAUCUGUGGGGCUGAAACAAAACCAGAGUGGAAAACCCCGCAGAAAUUCUUCUUCAGAUGAAGUGGUUAAGGCAGAUUUGUGCAAAGUAGCCUCUGAUACUGUUAAUACAAGUGAAGUAGCAUCAAAAUUGAUAGAUGGAAACUCAGUGCAUCAUGGCCGAAAGAAAGCCAGUUCAGCCUUUAAACAGGCAUAUCAAUAUUCUAGGAAGGCAUCUUAUGCAGCUAAAGUUAGCAUGAACAGGGCUUCCAAAAACCAUGUUCCACCAAAUGAAGGAAUGCCGAUCUUGCCACAGGUGAAUCAUGGUAAGCACAUUAGCACUGGAUUAAGAUCACCAUGUAGCGCUGAUUACCAACAACUUUUGGCUGCACCAGCUGACAAAAUUGACCAUUUUCACCCAGAGCCACAGCAGAAGGCACAGAAUUAUAUCGAGGAAGUAGCAUCAUCAGGAAAUAGUGAUGACACGGUAUGUGGUAUGAGCUCUUCCACUGCUUAUGAUGAUAUAGGUGCAUCACCAUCAGAUUCUUCGGACCAAGUGUACGUUGAAGUGACUUCUGAUAGCAGUAGCACGAAGUACUCAAGGGAAGAGCCUUGUCUUACAGACUCUGAAGGAAACCAAUGUUUGAAAUUAGAAACUGAAAGUUCACAUAUGGAAUGGAACAAACCAGAUGGUGGUACUGGAUCUGUAUUGCAGAAGUGGGUCCCUGUGGGAAGGAAAGAAUCAACAGUGUGCAAUAUGAGCCAUUUAAAGAAUAUAAAGGUCUCUGUUGUGGAAGAUUUGGUUCCUGAUAAAUCGGACUCAUGGAAUGUUAAAACAGAGGUUUCAACUUCAAAUACUCGGCACUUCACUCCUUUAACUGGGGGUGGGUUUCCAUGUUCCAGUCCCAGAGCUGAAGAUAAAGUUUUUUCUUCUGUUGAAGCUGAUCAAGCAAAUAGUAUAUUGAGAAAUCACUCUCAUGUGGCUGAAGAAUCAGGUGGUGCGCUUGCUGUGUCCAACUGUCAAAGUCAUGAGGUGAAAACUCAAUGCUUUUCUAGAUCUGAGACUGAUUUGGAUAAGAUAAUAGAGGCUGUUCAUGAUGCCCACAAAUUGCAUAUUGUAGCAGACAUUGCUCACCUAGCCUCUGGCAGUCCGCUAGCUGACUUUGAGGGAUUUCUUUAUUCUGCCUCACCAGUUAUUGGACAAACACAUUCUAUUAGAAGUUGUAGGACUUGCUUUAAAGAACAACUGAUCGGUGACUCAUUAUGUUCGCAUCAGAUUCCUAGCAUAUCUUUGAAGAGCCUCUGGCAGUGGUAUGAAGAACCUGGGUGUUUUGGAUUGGAGGUAAAGGCACAAGAUUAUCACAAGUCAAAAAGGUUGCAUAAUGGUUAUUCUGAAUUCAGUGCAUAUUUUGUACCUUAUCUUUCUGCUGUGCAAUUAUUUGGGAGAUCCAGGAAUACCAGAAAUGACAGCCCUGAUGAAGUAGCAAUAGCUUCUGAGGUGGAUAAGAGAUUAAAAACUCCAUCUAAUUUAUGCUCCCUCCCAAUUUUCUCAAUGCUACUGCCACAACCUUCUAAAGUAAUACAUACGUGCUUAUCUGAAUCAUCUUCUUCUGCCAAAGAUGAAUUUUGCGAUCGGUUGGAUAGAAGCGCAUGUAAGGGUGAUGUGGAGCUCAUUUUUGAAUAUUUUGAAUCUGACCAACCUCCAUGGCGACGUCCAUUAUUUGAAAAGAUAAAUGAGCUUGUUGGUGGUGACACAUUAUCUCAUUGCCGAGCAUUUGGAGAUCCGCUGAACCUGGAAAGCAUCAACCUGCAUGAUCUUCAUCCUGCUUCAUGGUAUUCUGUUGCAUGGUAUCCUAUAUAUCGUAUACCAGACUGCAAUUUUCAUGCUGCAUUUUUAACUUAUCAUUCUCUUGGCCAUUUUGUUCACCGAAGUUCCUCCUCAAAAGCAUCUGAUAGCCUCAGCUGCAUAGUUUCUCCAGUCGUUGGUUUACAGACUUACAAUGAUAAGGGAGAGUGUUGGUUUAAACUGAAGGACUCAUUUUCGAAGGUCAUCCAGAAUGAAGAAGCUCAAUAUUCCAAUCCUUCAGAAAUUUUGAAAGAGAGAUUGAGGACACUUAAGCAAGUUUCAAAUGUAAUGGCAAGGGCCUCAGUUUUUAAGGGCAAUCAGAGAUCGGGAAACAGGCAUCCGGAUUAUGAGUUCUUCUUAUCACGGAGUCAGUAGAGGGCUGUUCCUUUUCCUUUGAGCAAAAGGUUCCUUCUCUCAGUUCUUUGACUAGGCUAUGGUCCUUCCAUUUGUAAUAGAUGUAAGAGAGCAGAGCUAACUUAAAGGCUUUUAAUUUUUGUCGGGGGCAGGAAUCUAACCUGAAGUGCAAGCUCUUGACUUGCUACCCUCUUUUUUUUGUACAUUAUCUAUAUGGAUCAUCUUCAUAAUUUCUUUUAUCAAUGCUCUAGUUGUAAAUCAUUUGCAGUCCCCUCAAA
Molecule: messenger RNA, 4408 nt
Organism: Elaeis guineensis (African oil palm)
Lineage: Eukaryota; Viridiplantae; Streptophyta; Magnoliopsida; Arecales; Arecaceae
Source: RefSeq, a predicted model, not a curated record